Molecule: messenger RNA, 396 nt
Organism: Cordyceps fumosorosea ARSEF 2679
Lineage: Eukaryota; Fungi; Ascomycota; Sordariomycetes; Hypocreales; Cordycipitaceae
Product: Glyoxalase/bleomycin resistance protein/dioxygenase
Exons: 1
Coding region: 1-396 (131 amino acids)
Biological process (GO): L-methylmalonyl-CoA metabolic process
Molecular function (GO): methylmalonyl-CoA epimerase activity
Source: RefSeq, a predicted model, not a curated record
AUGCCCGACGUCAACCCCCUCCGUACCGUCGCCGCCAUCUCCCUCUUCACCGAGGACCUGACCGCGUCCAAGGACUUUUACACGCGCGUCUUUGGAGCGUCUGUCGUCUUCGAAGACGACGAGUCGUGCUCGGUACGCUUCAACAACGUCAUUCUCAAUCUGCUCGUCGCGAGCGCCGCCGGGGAGCUAGUCGGCGACGAGUUCGUGGCCAAGCGCGAUGCGGGCAACCGCUGCCAGCUUUCCGUCUGGGUCGCGGACGUGGACGCCGAGAUUGCGCAGCUCGAAAAGAAGGGCGUCAAGAUCCUGCUUGGCCCGAAGACGAAGCCCUGGGGAAAGCGCAUCGCGUCAUUUCAGGACCCGGCGGGCCACAGCUGGGAGAUUGCGCAGGACGUUUAA